AUGAGGCUGAAACUUCAGAGCGCUCCAACUUGGAAAUCACCAAUUCGGACUGCGACAUCCAUUGCGGAAGUGGUCAAGAUGUCAAGUUCUGCUAACCAAACGCCUACGCCGAGGGCAGGAGGCCUUUCAUUAUAUGCAAAUCUACUAGAUGCCGACUCUACUGCUCCUGGAACAAUAUCAAAAGCACCUGUCAUCUUUAAGCAACCAGAUGCAGCAGAGGAAGGUUCAGCUAAGAAGCCCUUGGAUCCUACAGCUUUACGAUUUCAACCUACGAAACGACCGCAAUUGUCGCAGAAACCUAAACCAAAACCAGCAUUCCCAAAGGCCACACCAGUCGAUGCAAAUGCUUCGCGCAACGUCUCGCAGCAAUUACCUGCAACUGCAAGCUCACAGCGACCACCAGCAAAGACUACGCUGGCUGAUUGGACUGGGAUAGACGACGAUGAUGUGAAUGGCUUCUAUGGAGGGGAAAAGAGGCAGAGGGGUGGAAAACGGCGCAAGAAGAACAAGCCAAGAGAGGAACAUAUCGCUGUUCAAGACUGGGAUGAUAUCUAUGAUCCAUCACGGCCGAAUAGUUACGAGGAGUACAAACACAGUGAUGAGAAGAUUCGGGAGGUUAGAGAGUGGAAGGACAGGCUUUACGCGCAUAGGAUGGCUAGGAAAUCAAGCGAGAAAGAUAGUGACGAGGAAGAGUACCGUCCACAAAUGGGCAAACAAUUCGCUCCGCCUCCGAAUUAUUCCUUUGCACCACCUCCUAUCGAUUCUCCCAAGCAACCGGUUGAAAAUAUAGAGAGCAAGGUCGAGUUACACACGAACAUAGCCGUACCGCCUCCGCCACCAUCCUCUGAAGCCAAUCCAGCUCCUCCUGAGACUCUACCAGCAGGUGCAAUAUCUCGCGCUCCAGUCCGUUACAACCUGCCACCAGCACCAGCAGAGAUUCCUAGCUCAGAUGCAGAACUAGAGAAGGCUUUAGCUGCAGAGCCAGACGAGGACGAAGACGCUGAAGAAGCCCCGAGGUCACUACGACCAGGUCAAAGAGGCUUUGCCGAACGUCUCAUGUCGAAGUAUGGAUGGAGCAAAGGCAAGGGUUUGGGUGCCGAGGAAUCUGGAAUCGUCAAUCCCCUUCGAGUGCAGAUAGAAAAGCGCAAGAAGAAAUCUGAUGCUGAAGGCGGUGGAUUCCGGGAGCCAGGUGGCAGGGGUAAGAUUAUCGGAGGGAAGAAGAAUGUCCCUGAGAAGGAAGAGGAAGUGGGGAAAUUUGGACCAAUGUCUGAAGUCAUUGUCCUUCGUGGCAUGGUCGAUGGCAUGGAUCUUGAUGAAGAAGUGGAGGGCUCUGGAGACGGAGGCUUAAUGCAAGAAAUUGGUGACGAGUGUGCUGAGAAGUAUGGUCGAGUGGAACGGGUAUACAUCGAUCGGCAUGGAGCUACCCCCAAGGUUUUCGUCAAAUUUACAAGUCAGCUAUCGGGCUUGAGGGCCGUCAAUGCACUCGAGGGACGAAUAUUCAACGGGAAUACUAUUUCCGCUUUGUUCUACGACACUGAAAGGUUUGAGAAGGGUCUUUAUGACUAG
Molecule: messenger RNA, 1566 nt
Organism: Drepanopeziza brunnea f. sp. 'multigermtubi' MB_m1
Lineage: Eukaryota; Fungi; Ascomycota; Leotiomycetes; Helotiales; Drepanopezizaceae
Biological process (GO): mRNA cis splicing, via spliceosome
Cellular component (GO): precatalytic spliceosome
Molecular function (GO): nucleic acid binding
Source: RefSeq, a predicted model, not a curated record